AUGAAUUAUACUUUUGAGGUGAAUGAUGGAAAGCAAAAUGAAAUUAUAGAAAUAUCUCACGUAACUCUUCUAUUCCUUGAUACUUUCCACGCUGAGUUGCAACGUGACUGUGGAAAUUUUUCAUUUUUUGAGUAUUUCGAUGAGGAUGGAGAUCGCAUUUCAGUCAAAACAGACGAGGACUUCGCUGCUUUUGUUGAAUCACUUCGUGAUGACGUUAGUAAUCGCAUAUGGCUAGUCAAGAAUGAAGUCAAGGAUGAGUCUAUUCCUAUCAUAUUACCCGGUGAUUUAGAGAAUCUUGGAGUUAUCAACUCCGGACAGUUCGGCACUGUUUACAAGUCUCUUCAUCUACCAACAGAUCGUAUAAUUGCUGUUAAAAGUUUGGAGGUUUCCGACCAAUCUUCGGACAAAAGUACUGUUUUGCGAGAGAUUUCUGUGUUGAAAAAGUGUAUGCCAUGUAAUCACAUAGUUGAACUACUGGGUGCUCUGAUGGAUUUCAAUGUACUAAUGAUAUGCUUGGAAUUCAUGGAUUUGGGAUCUAUUGAGGAUUACUUGCCAUUACCACUUGAUGUUCAUCAACAGAGUUGUAAAUCGGUGUUCAAAGGCUUGGAUCACCUGUGGUCCAACAAUAUUAUGCAUCGAGAUUUGAAACCGGCAAAUAUUCUUGUGAACACGAAUGGAUUUAUUAAAAUCUCCGAUUUUGGUGUGUCAAAACAUGUAGAACAUUCGGUGGCUCGCACAUUCGUCGGAACUAAAGCAUACAUGGCUCCUGAAAGAUUGAAUGGAGGAGUUUACAAAGUAGAGUCUGACAUCUGGAGUUUCGGGUUAACAAUUUGGGAAAUGUUGUUGGGAGAGUUCCCUCUGAAGAAGUUUAUCGAUAUUAAUGUAUUCGAAGACUUCUGUAAAAUUUCGAGCUUACAAGGUACUAUGCUGAAGCCAGAGCUACCUUCAGAACCCGCCUUAUCACUUAUGAUAGAAAAUUGUGUUUGUGUGGAUAUCUGCUCUCGUUGGGGUCAAGAACAAUUGAAGUCAUGUGCGUAUCUGGAAGAAUUGGAGGAAGUCAAUAUAAAUCUUCUGAAAGCCCAUUUCCAUCAAUUCGCCAAAUAA
Auanema sp. JU1783 is the source of this 1104-nucleotide messenger RNA. The record is from the annotation of a GenBank genome assembly. NCBI's taxonomy places the organism in Eukaryota, Metazoa, Nematoda, Chromadorea, Rhabditida, Rhabditidae.